AUGGAGGUAAUUUAUCAUCAAUGGUGGGAAGAAGAAGUAAACGAGAAAUAUCAAGUUUUAAAGCGAUACUCUUACUCUUUGCUAUACUUCUCUGCAUUUAUACUUUUAUGUGUUAUAGUUUUUGUUCAAGGCGGCAUUGAUAUGGCUAUAUUACACAUACCUUAUUUGCUGAUUCACUCCAUCAGCUGCAGUCUUGUAUGUUUUUUUGGCAAAAAAGGUUAUCUAGCAAAAUCACUAUUUUCAAUAACUUUUUCUGAGCUAAAUUGCCUCAUAUUAUGAAGCCAAGGGCAAAAUGAGUGGAAACCAGAGCAAAUUUUAUUUGAGAUGCUUUCACUGAUAUUUAUAAUCAGUUUUGAACUUCCAUUUGUCCAAACUCGCUUGAUGAAAGGAGUCAUUAUAUCAAAACAUUUAUACUUAUGGCAUUAUAGAAAAUACUUAACCAAUGAGAUUUUAUUUUUUGAAAGAGACCACAUGCCUCAUAUGGUAUCAUUUCUGAUUAUUUUCCUGUAUAAUACAAAUUCUUAUUUUUUGAAAAAUAAAUCAUAUGAGAGGUUUAUUUCAAGGAAAAAUCUUGAAAACACUGAAAGUAGACUGAGAGUUAUUUUUAAUUUGAUUACUGAUGGGAUUUUGGUGCUUUCUGAGAAUAAGGAAAUAUUAUUUUCAAAUCAUAACUUAAAAAAACUGCUAGAUUGUGAGAUUGAUGAGAUUGUUGAAUUAAUAUCGGAAAUUGAAUUUUCAGAAGGAAAAAAGUAUUCACUGCUGUCAGAGUCAAAUAGACUUAUAGAUCACAUCAAUUUGAUCCCAAAUUUAGUACUGGAUACUGAGAUUAUGCUUGGACUAAGUAAGUCAGAACAAUUCAAUCUAGAAUGGAGAGGACAAAAAGUUGUUUGGGAAACACAUCAAAGCAUUCUAAUUAUAGUAAAAAAUGCAAAUACAAUUAUUCAAUUCGAAAAGGCCAGCUCAGAGAAUAUGCUGAAAAAUAUUUUAUUAAGAUCAGUGUCCCAUGAACUGAGAACCCCUAUCAACUCAAUAUCAUUUAUCAUCGAAGAGCUAAUGGGUGACUAUGAUAUAUCUAAAAAAGUUGAAAACCUUGAAAAACUGAAAAUUGUUUCAGUCUCAGCCAAACUUUUGAUAUCUCUCGUAAAUGAUUUACUGGACUACUCCAAAAUGAUAGCCGGUGUUUUUGCUAUCCAAAAGUCUAAAUCCAAACUUUAUGACAUAAUAAAUAGCUGCUUACAGCUUGUCAAAAUUCAAGCCGAGAAAAAAGGAAUUCAAGUUCUUGUAAGAAUCGAUCCAAGACUCCCAGAAUAUGUAUUUACUGAUGCUUUAAGGCUAAGCCAAAUAUUGCUAAAUCUCUUAAGCAAUGCCUUAAAGUUUACUAUUAAGGGCAGAAUUGAGCUUGUGUGCUUAUUCGAUGCAAAUUCAAAGCUUAAAAUAAUGGUAAACGACACAGGAGUUGGAAUCAGCGAGUCAAAGAAGCAAUGGAUUUUCGAAGAAUUUAACUCAGACAUAAGUUUAAAUAUAAACCCAGAAGGCUGUGGUCUUGGCCUUGUAAUUGCAAAUAAAAUUGUCCAAGAACUUGGAGGAAACCCUAUUGAAGUCAUCUCUCAGACAGGAAAAGGCUCAUCUUUCAUUUUCUCAAUAGACAUCUUUGAAAAUCCUCCCAAUCUUCAGAUAUAGAGGCUGCCUUUGAGUAGCGCUCUAAGCGCCCGAGACUUCCCGACGAAGUCUGGGCGGUGGUUUGACCAGCUGAUGUUGGUCAAACCAGCAUCCAAUUUGACAAACCUUCUGUAUGAGAAGAAUUUGUCAUUUUGGAUGUUGGUUUAACCAACAUCAGCUGGUCAAACCACCGCCCAGACUUCGUCGGGAAGUCUCGGGCACUUAGAGCGCUACUCAAGGCAGCCUCUAUACUUUCUGAUGAUUAUUUUUCAGACUCUCAGGUUUGACUUGACGAGUGCUUAACUGCCUCAAUUGCUGAUUUUGAGUCUGCUAUAGCAGAAAAUAAAAAUGCACAAGUUUUGAUUGCAGAUGAUAAUGACUUUAAUAGGAUGAUUUUAGGGACUCUUCUUAAACGCAAAAAUGUUAAUUAUCAUGAAGCAUGUACAGGAGGAGAAUUAAUCAAGAAAGUACAAGAAAGUGAUUCUAUGGGCAGAGCUUAUAAGGUUGUAGUUGUUGAUGGAAGUAUGCCUGAGCUAAAUGGUUGGGAAGCUACUCGGAAAGUCAUAGAGCUAUACUUUAAUGGAGAAAUUAAAUUUUUACCUGCAAUGAUUGGGUAUACAGCAUUUAGUUCUGAUAGUGAUAUUAGGCUAUGCUUGGAAUCUGGGAUGGAAGAAGUACUGACUAAGCCAUGCUCUCCUGAAAUACUCACACAAACAAUUCUGAAAUACCUUUAUAAAUAUACAAGUUGCCCGAUGAUGGCGCUCAAUGUGCCAUCAUCGGGCAAACUACAGUUCAGGGUCCACACGGGAAAUGGGUUCCCCUUUUUUGGCGCGUGAAAGUGAGGAUUCUCCACGUGUCAAAAAGGGCUCCACACGUGAAACCCAUUUCCAGUGUGGACCAUUUACUGUAGGUGCCCGAUGAUGGCACAUUGAGCGCCAUCAUCGGGAAUUUCCUAUAG
This is a messenger RNA of Blepharisma stoltei, 2617 nucleotides long. The record is from the annotation of a GenBank genome assembly. NCBI's taxonomy places the organism in Eukaryota, Ciliophora, Heterotrichea, Heterotrichida, Blepharismidae.